AUGGGCGAGCAGAUGCUCAGCCCAGAGUACUACUACCUCGGAACGCAGCUGCCCAUCGACCGUUUCCUGAUGUUCUACUACGGUCAUCCCGGUUUCCAUAUCCAUAACAUGCUGGUUAUGUUGUCCGUGCAGAUCUUCAUCACGACGAUGGUCUACCUCGGAACGCUCAAGGGUCAACUGACGCUUUGCAAAUACACAUCGUCCGGCGCGUUCAUCGGCGUGGCGGGCUGCUACAACCGCAGCCCGGUGUUCCAGUGGAUUAAUAGGUGUAUCAUCUGUAUCUUCCUGGUGUUCCUGAUCGCAUACUUGCCUCUGUUCUUACAAGGUAUGAUCAUUUCAACGCAUUCUCAUUUUUGA
This is a messenger RNA of Fomitopsis serialis, 357 nucleotides long. RefSeq names its product glycosyl transferase. Lineage: Eukaryota; Fungi; Basidiomycota; Agaricomycetes; Polyporales; Fomitopsidaceae. Gene Ontology annotation, molecular function: 1,3-beta-D-glucan synthase activity. The record is from RefSeq and is a predicted model, not a curated record. Gene Ontology annotation, biological process: fungal-type cell wall polysaccharide biosynthetic process; (1->3)-beta-D-glucan biosynthetic process. Gene Ontology annotation, cellular component: plasma membrane; 1,3-beta-D-glucan synthase complex. Bases 1 to 357 code for a protein of 118 amino acids. The transcript is spliced from 2 exons.